GACCGGUUUGCAGCUAAUGUACACCAUAGAGAGCUACAGGAAUCUGAGAAACUAAUGUACCUCCUGAGCUGCCUAAAGGGUUCAGCACUUGAAACGGUUUCGGGAAUAGCGGCUACCAACGCAAACUACUCCGUUGCAGUGGAAACUUUGAAGCGAAGAUAUGGGUCAACUGACACUCUGAUUGACGCACAUUAUACGGCGCUCAACAACCUCCAAAAGGCAGACUAUACUAGUGCAAGCUGUCGGAGUGUCCUAGACAGUGUUGAGAGGAAUAUCAGGGUGUUAGAGAAGCUCGGGGAACCAGUUGGUGGCAACCAUUUAAGGGCAUUAGUACUGUCAAUAUUCCCUGAACAGGUUAUACGUGAGCACCACCUCAUUGGUGAAGGUACUGACUUGAUGGCCAUCAGAAACAAUCUCGACAGAAUUAUAACGGCAAUGGAAAAGUCAGCACCAAGUACAGAGUACAUUGCCGUGCCUGGCAGUAGCACAACUGAGGCGUUGCAAGUCCGUACAGAGGUGAGGCCUCAGACUAGCCGGAAAAGGAAACUUGCGGGAAAUGCUGGAGCACCACCUUCAAAGCGUACUAAGAGAGCAUGCUUGUUCUGCAACCUGAAAGGACAUGCUAGCAGGGACUGUCGCAAAUACAGUACAGUUGAAGCUCGACAGAAGCAAGUAACGGGAAGAUGUCUACACUGCCUCCGACGCAAUCAUGUGACAUCAGCCUGCAAGCGCAAGAUUGCUUGCUUCCGCUGUAAAGGGGACCAUCUACUCAUAUUCUGUCCCAAUCCGGUCUCAGAUGACCGCAGUGGCAACUCUUCAAAACCCUCAAACUAAGAAAAGUAACAAAGGCAGAGUCUUCAUAGAUUGCGGUAGUCAGCGGAGUUACAUUACUCUGGCAGCUGCA
Molecule: messenger RNA, 904 nt
Organism: Cydia fagiglandana
Lineage: Eukaryota; Metazoa; Arthropoda; Insecta; Lepidoptera; Tortricidae
Exons: 2
Coding region: 55-834 (259 amino acids)
Molecular function (GO): nucleic acid binding; zinc ion binding
Source: RefSeq, a predicted model, not a curated record